AUGGCAACAUUGAACUUUGCUUUGAAAAACGACACCGGGUCUAACACGGUCUACGCAUACAUUACAGGCCAGGCGCUUGAUAAUCACAAUGCGCUUUUCCUCUUGCGAUCUGAUGGCAAGACAGCUUACUAUCCGACCUCACCAUCAGCCACUAUGACCGAUCUGAGCGAGGAUUGUGCAAUUCCGCUGGGCCCAUCUGGCAGUACCACCACCAUCACUAUUCCACACCUUGCAGGCGCGCGACUGUGGUUUGCGCAAGAGAAGAAAUUGACAUUCUAUCUGAAUCCUGGCCCUGCUCUUGUUGAGCCUUCGGUAUCCAACACCGCAGACCCUAACUAUAAUCUGACAUGGGCCUUUUGCGAAUUCACCUGGAAUAACGACCAGCUGUAUGCGAAUCUCAGCUACGUCGACUUCGUGUCGAUGCCCAUCGCCAUGACCCUAACCAACAAAGCUGGUGCAACCCAGACCGUCAAGGGUCUGCCAGCCAAUGGUCUCGACCAAGUCUGCGAUGCUCUCAGAGCGCAGAACAGUAAAGAUAAAGCCGGCUGGGACAAGCUCAUAAUCCAGCAAAACGGGGUCAACUUGCGGGCCGUUUCUCCUAACACGGGAAGAACCCUCAAUAAUUCUUUGUUCAACAAUUACUACGAGAGCUACGUGAAUGAAGUCUGGUCUUACUAUGCAAACAACACCAACAAUACCUUGACCGUCAAUACGCAGGCUAGCGCUGGUGAUGUCACAGCCAAAGUUGCCUCCGAUCUCUUGUCCUUCUCAGUUCCAGGUAUUUCUUACACCAAGCCCUCUACCGGAGACAUCUUCAGCAACAGCACUGGCUCCUUCGCCGUUUCUGGGAAUGGCACCAAAGAUGCCAUUACAGCUCGUCUUGCUGCUGCGUUCAAUCGCUCAACCCUGCUGAUAAAUGGCAACCAGCCAAACGGGGAGUCGGUCUCGAACUACUACAAGAACCCUGUGACAAACCACUACUCGCGUAUCUGUCAUGCAGUGAGCCUUGAUGCUCGGGGAUAUGCAUUCCCCUAUGAUGAUGUCGCGCCUGACAAUGGCCCCGAUCAGUCUGGCAGUGUUUAUGAUGGUAAUCCAAAGCUCUUGACAGUCACUAUUGGCAACGGCUCUAGUAAGUCUGUCAAGAAAUCUGCUGUCGAGGAGGUUGUUACCCCAGUCCCGCAACCAGUUCCACAGACCAAAGAGAGCGAAAAGAAGCCGAGCCGCUUCCAUGAGCUGAGAAGGUUUGUGGAUAAGCUGUCGCACAAGAAGAGCGACGCCUGA
Messenger RNA from Penicillium robsamsonii, 1281 nucleotides. Its product is annotated as glycoside hydrolase family 64 protein. The record is from RefSeq and is a predicted model, not a curated record. The transcript has a single exon. The coding region runs from base 1 to 1281 and encodes 426 amino acids. Lineage: Eukaryota; Fungi; Ascomycota; Eurotiomycetes; Eurotiales; Aspergillaceae.